Messenger RNA from Durotheca rogersii, 950 nucleotides. RefSeq names its product calcineurin-like phosphoesterase. Bases 36 to 833 code for a protein of 265 amino acids. The transcript has a single exon. The record is from RefSeq and is a predicted model, not a curated record. Gene Ontology annotation, molecular function: hydrolase activity. Lineage: Eukaryota; Fungi; Ascomycota; Sordariomycetes; Xylariales; Xylariaceae.
AAUUUCUGCAUCGCUACCUUCCCCUCUUCUGCAACAUGGCGAUCCAAAUCCUCUCCGACUUACAUCUCGAGGCUCCAAAAGCCUACGAUCUCUUUGAGAUCAUACCCAAGGCGCCGAUCCUAGCCCUGCUUGGCGACAUCGGCAACAUCAAGGCGCAUAAGGCGGAGUGCAUCGCCUUUCUCACCCAGCAACUCCACAACUUUCGCACCGUCCUGUUCGUGCCGGGAAACCAUGAAGCCUACCACUCCAACUGGCCCGAGACCCUUGAAAUUCUCCGCGGCUUUGAAGAAGUCCACAAGGACGCCUCGCUAGGCGAGUUCGUGCUACUAAACCGCACAAUAUUCCGGGUCCCCGACACCAAUACGGUCAUCCUAGGCUGUAGUCUCUUCUCCCACGUACCGCCCGAGAGCCGAGACCACGUCAGCAUGGGACUGAACGACUUUUUUCAAACUGAUAACUGGGAUAUAGACGCCCACAACGAGGCUCACAAACGAGACGUCGCAUGGCUCAACGCGCAAGUCGCGGAGCUUGAAAACUCAGAUGUCAACAUCGUAAUCUUCUCACAUUGGGCCCCCUCAAGAGACGAUCGUGCGAUAGAUCCCAGACACGCUACGAGCCCGAUCACUCCCGGCUUCGCCACAAAUCUAUCAGGGGAAACGUGCUUCAAGAGUGGAAAGGUCAAGGUUUGGGCUUUCGGCCAUACCCAUUUUAAUUGCGACUUUGCGGUUGAACGGGAGGAGGGCGCUGCACCAUUAAGGCUGCUUACGAACCAGAGGGGUUACUACUUUUCCCAAGCUGUGGGCUUUGGCGCAGAUAAGCUUCUAGAGGUAUAAGUGGGAUAUCUACGUAGACGGCACAAGGUCGGCCUCGUCAACUUAGACAGACUAGAUAUAUUAGAGGAUGUGCCCGGGGCAGAGGAAUAAUCAUAUCUAACAUCCGACCUAACAGCA